AUGUCCGAUAACCAUAUAGUUUCCAAGUAUAAGUUAAUCUGCGAUACGUAUAGGAUUAGACGAAGUCUAACCGAUCAGCCUACGUCAAAUGUCCCUCUUUGGUUAUUUAGAAUUUUCUGUCGAGAAAUCAGAGACAUAGAUGUUUUUGAUUUGAAAAUCGUUAUAAUUGCCAGAAAUAUUGGGUUAACAAAAAAAUUGUACCCAACUUCUUAUUCACGAGCCAUAUCUCGAAGGAUCUGGCGAAGACUAAGUACAGACGAACGGGCUGUCUACUUAGAGCUUGCGAAAAAGGAGAAUAACCGCAGAUCGAUACGCAGCAGAAGAAUACACGAAUUUGAAAAGAUGAGUCAGGCAAUGACAUCAAAUGAGAUGAUGAAUUUUUGCGGGAGCCACGCCUUCAACGAGUGUCCUGAUGUAGUUCCGGCAGUUCCAGAAAAUAAUAUACUUACUG
Messenger RNA from Acaulospora colombiana, 451 nucleotides. NCBI's taxonomy places the organism in Eukaryota, Fungi, Glomeromycota, Glomeromycetes, Diversisporales, Acaulosporaceae. The record is from the annotation of a GenBank genome assembly.